Gigantopelta aegis is the source of this 1119-nucleotide messenger RNA. Its product is annotated as probable serine/threonine-protein kinase clkA. The transcript has 2 exons. Lineage: Eukaryota; Metazoa; Mollusca; Gastropoda; Neomphalida; Peltospiridae. The record is from RefSeq and is a predicted model, not a curated record. The coding region runs from base 1 to 1119 and encodes 372 amino acids.
AUGGGUCCACUGAGGUGUUCAUACAACAACCACGACAUCUACAACAGUUCCUACAACAACCACGGCAUCUACAACACAUCCUACAACAACCACGGCAUCUACAACACUUCCUACAACGACCACGGCAUCUACAACACAUCCUACAACGACCACGACAUCUACAACACUUCCUACAACGACCACAUCUACAACACUUCCUACAACGACCACAUCUACAACACUUCCUACAACGACCACAUCUACAACACUUCCUACAACGACCACGACAUCUACAACACUUCCUACACCGACCACGGCAUCUACAACACUUCCUACAACGACCACGACAUCUACAACACUUCCUACAACGACCACGGCAUCUACAACACUUCCUAUAACGACCACGGCAUCUACAACACUUCCUACAACGACCACGGCUUCUACAACACUCCCUACAACGACCACGGCUUCUACAGCACUUCCUACAACGACCACGGCAUCUACAACACUUCCUACAACGACCACAUCUACAACACUUCCUACAACGACCACAACUACAACACUUCCUACAACGACCACGGCAUCUACAACAGUUCCUACAACAAGCACAUCUACAACACUUCCUACAACGACCGUGGCAUCUACAACAGUUUCUACAACGACCACAUCUACAACACUUCCUACAACGACCACAUCUACAACACUUCCUACAACGACCACGACAUCUACAACACUUCCUACAACGACCACGGCAUCUACAACACUUCCUACAACGACCACGACAUCUACAACACUUCCUACAACGACCACGACAUCUACAACACUUCCUACAACGACCACGGCAUCUACAACACUUCCUACAACGACCACGACAUCUACAACACUUCCUACAACAACAACGACAUCUACAACACUCCCUACAACGACCACAUCUACAACACUUCCUACAACGACCACAACUACAACAUUUCCUACAACGACCACGGCAUCUACAACAGUUCCUACAACAAGCACAUCUACAACACUUCCUACAACGACCAUGGCAUCUACAACAGUUUCUACAACGACCACGACAUCUACAACACUUCCUACAACGACCACGGCAUCUACAACACUUCCUACAACAACCACGGCAUCUAG